Lacerta agilis (Sand lizard) is the source of this 1796-nucleotide messenger RNA. RefSeq names its product cytochrome P450 11B, mitochondrial-like. Gene Ontology annotation, cellular component: mitochondrial inner membrane. Gene Ontology annotation, molecular function: steroid 11-beta-monooxygenase activity; corticosterone 18-monooxygenase activity; heme binding. The record is from RefSeq and is a predicted model, not a curated record. NCBI's taxonomy places the organism in Eukaryota, Metazoa, Chordata, Lepidosauria, Squamata, Lacertidae. The transcript has 9 exons. Gene Ontology annotation, biological process: cellular response to peptide hormone stimulus; cholesterol metabolic process; aldosterone biosynthetic process. The coding region runs from base 10 to 1533 and encodes 507 amino acids.
GGAGGGGAGAUGGGAGCCCGCGGUCAGAUGAGCCCCCGGUCUGCUCCCUCUCACGUCCUGCGCUCCUUCUGCUCGGGGCAGCCACGCCAUUCUGUGGCCCCGGCCGUGGCCCCAAAGCCGCCAAUCUCCAGGGCGCUGCCCUUUGAGGCCAUUCCCCGCAGCAGCCCCAACGGCUGGGUCAACCUGUACCAGUUCUGGAGGACCAACAGCUUCCCAAACUUCCACCACAUCAUGCAGAAGAACUUCCAGAACCUGGGGCCCAUCUACAGGGAGACGCUGGGCACCUACGACUCCGUCCACCUGCUCCUGCCCCGCGAUGCUGCCGUGCUGUUCCAGUCCGAGGGGAUUUUCCCACGCCGAAUGGGCAUCAAUUCGUGGAUCGCCCACCGCACCCUGCGGAACCACAAAUGCGGAGUCUUCCUACUGAAUGGGGAGGACUGGCGCUCAGACCGGAUCAUCCUCAACAAAGAGGUGAUCAGCCCUGUGGGCACCCGGAAGUUCCUGCCCUUCCUCAACACGGUGGCCGAGGACUUUGCAGAGUCCAUACACCGGCUGAUCCGGAAGAAUGCCCGGCGCUCGCUCACUGUUGACCUCUACCGCGACCUCUUCCGCUUCACCCUGGAAGCCAGCAGCUACGCCUUGUAUGGGCAGCGCUUGGGCCUACUGGACGAGAAUCCCAAUCCGGAGUCCCAGCACUUCAUCGACACCGUGGAGACCAUGCUGCGGACCACCCUGCCCCUCCUCUUCCUCCCACCCGGGGUCAUGCGCUGGGUGAACAACAAGCUCUGGCGAGAUCACAUGGAGUCCUGGGACGCCAUCUUUAAGCACGCGGACAAGUGCAUACAGAAUAUCUACCAGGAGUUUUGCCUGGGGCAGCCCCGCAAGUAUUCAGGGAUCAUGGCCGAGCUGCUUCUGCAGGAAGAGAUGCCCCUCGACUCCAUCAAGGCCAACAUGACAGAGCUCACGGCCGGCAGCGUGGACACGACAGCCAUGCCCCUGCUCUUCACUCUCUUUGAGCUGGCCCGCAACCCAGAAGUCCAGACAGCCCUUCGGGAAGAGGUCAAGGCUGCUGCGGGAUCAUCCAGGGAGCUCUCCAAGGUGAUGAAUGACAUGCCGUUGCUCAAGGGAGCAAUCAAGGAGACGCUGAGGCUCUACCCUGUGGGAAUUACAGUGCAGCGCUACCCGAUGAGGGAUGUGGUGCUUCAGAACUACUGUGUGCCAGCUGGGACCUUGUGCCAGGUGGGGCUCUAUGCCAUGGGCCGGAGCCCGGAGGUCUUCAGGGACCCCGAGCGCUAUGACCCCAGCCGCUGGACUGGCAAAGAGGACAACAGCUUCAAGGCGCUGGCCUUUGGCUUCGGGUCACGGCAGUGUAUUGGGCGGCGCCUGGCGGAGGCAGAAAUGACCCUCUUCCUCAUGCAUAUUCUGCGCAACUUCAAGAUUGACACCGUCUCCAAGGCAGACCUGAAGACCGUCUAUGGCUUCAUCCUCAUGCCAGAGAAGCCCCCUCUGCUCACCUUCCGGCCCAUCGACUAGGGCAGCAGCCCCCCCCAGCCCCUUUCUCUCCCUCUGGACCACGGAAGGGGCCCAUCACUUGGGGGCGCAGGCAUCCUGACACCACGUCCUUUCUCUCUGGCCACCUUGCUGCCUUCCUUCCCUCCCCUUCGGGCUCCAACAGACAUUCUUUCUGGCACCCCUUAUAUGAUUUUAUCCCAACCGUACCCCAAGACUGGUAGAAAAUUGCAGGCUGCAUUGAAACUCGGGAAGCUGGAGAACGAAGCCAAUAACAGGGGACCUCU